Molecule: messenger RNA, 1101 nt
Organism: Hirsutella rhossiliensis
Lineage: Eukaryota; Fungi; Ascomycota; Sordariomycetes; Hypocreales; Ophiocordycipitaceae
Product: zinc finger domain-containing protein
Exons: 2
Coding region: 1-1101 (366 amino acids)
Biological process (GO): regulation of transcription by RNA polymerase II
Cellular component (GO): nucleus
Source: RefSeq, a predicted model, not a curated record
AUGAGCGUUGCCUAUGAGCCGAGGUCCUUUAUCCACGAGGGCGCCUACCCGUCCAUCGGCGACGAUCACGACCACCAUGUCGCCGAGCAACGCUACACAGACUCCGACGUCGCCGAGCACCUGGGCCACUACACAGCUGAGGCCUCCAUCCUCGACGAUGAGCGCCAAGUCCUGGCCGGCGACGGCGACGUCAUGGGCGACGACGGAGGCAUCAUCCCCGAUGACGACGACGACACCGCAGCGACAGCGACAGCGGCGGCGGCGGCGGCGGCCGCCGCCAGCGUCGUUGCUGCCGCGGCGCAAGAUGCGGAGAGACUGGGCCUGGACUCGUCGACGUUUCCCUCGCCCAUACACAUGCCUCUGGCCUCGUCGUUGAUGGCCGACGAAGGACCCCUCGAGAGUAAUGACCUUUCUCCUGGCGCCGGCUCGCCGUCUUCAGUCUCCCGAAGCAAGCCCAUUCCUAAGCCUGAUCGCGACGUCAUGAAGCAGGCAGAUGGCAAGUACCAUUGUCCCUUGCCUGACUGCAAGGAGGACGUCAACGCUUUCUCGCGCAAGUGCGAGUGGAACAAGCACAUGGACAAGCACGAGCGUCCGUAUCGAUGUCCCGCCGACGGCUGCGAGAAUCUACCCGGAUUCACAUACUCGGGCGGCCUCCUCAGGCACGAGCGCGAAGUCCACGGCAAGCACGGCGGCCCCAAGAACACGGUCAAUUGUCCGCACCCCAACUGCAAGCGACACACGGGUAAGGGUUUCUCCCGGCAGGAGAACCUCAACGAGCACCUGCGCCGGGUGCACACCCACAUGGACGGCUCGACGCCCCCAGCCGUAGACAGCGCCGCCUCGCCCGAGGACAACGAGAGCGAAAAGUCAGGCGCGAAGCGGAAGCGGCGGCAGAGCGACGCGGGCAACGACGAGGCGGCAGGCGACCUCCGGGAUGAGGUCAAGCGCUUGCGCGAGGAAAACGCGAAGCUCAAGGCCGAAGUGGAACAGCAGUCGGAGCACUCGCUUGCCAUGAUGGCCCAGAUUGCGGAGCUUCAGGAGACGUUGCGCCAAAGCCUGACGCAACAGGGACUCGCGGCACCGACGGCGCAGAUGAUCUAG